AUGUCAUGGACCCAACAAUGCAGCACUCUUGGAGGAGGCUUGGUCCCUGUCACAUCCUACACUCUUCCAAGUAGAGGUCUCUUUGGAUCAACUCAACCAGUGGCGUCGUUGACUGGCAACACGUUUCGAUUGAAUGACUGCGUUGGAUAUACGCGGUUCUUUUUGGAUGAGAAGGUCUACCACGUCCCAGGUGAGCCAGAUUCACAUGCCUGCGAGAUCUAUGGUUCUUGUGAUGGUUCUGUCUUUCUGCAGUUCAUCAUCAGAGAUCAUGCGGGACGCAAGAUUGCGCACACUCCCUAUUUACGUUUGUUCCAAAGCUCCUUCAACAUAGAGGAUGUGAAUGGCUUGCUGGUGGCACAAGUCGAGAGGAUUGGUCGCUGGAAUCCAAUGUCGAAGACAUGCUCUGGUCAAGCCCACAAAUGGUUGGUGAAGUUUCCCGAACUGGGCAUUCCAGGUGCAUCAUCCCUUUUCCCUACUGCUGCUGACCGAUGGCCCGUUGCCGAGCUUGUUACCGUCAUGUCCACAAGAGAUGGAGCGCGUUUGCCAUCUGGGCUUGUGGGCCCUAGUGUCUGCGAAAUGGAGAAGACAGGGCUAUUGAUCGCCUCUUUGGUGUUCCUAGUGGCUGCCAUCGGAGCUGUUACAACUCUGUUCGUCAGAGUUGGCGUGACGCCAACACAGAUGAUGUGUUUGGAGUUUGAGGCAAGCUUCUGCCCAAGGAGGAAGAGAACUCCAAACUUGCCCAAAUACACUGUUUGA
This is a messenger RNA of Cladocopium goreaui, 756 nucleotides long. The record is from the annotation of a GenBank genome assembly. Lineage: Eukaryota; Dinophyceae; Suessiales; Symbiodiniaceae.